Messenger RNA from Biomphalaria glabrata, 2871 nucleotides. Its product is annotated as nose resistant to fluoxetine protein 6-like. Bases 520 to 2739 code for a protein of 739 amino acids. The transcript has 17 exons. NCBI's taxonomy places the organism in Eukaryota, Metazoa, Mollusca, Gastropoda, Planorbidae. Gene Ontology annotation, molecular function: acyltransferase activity, transferring groups other than amino-acyl groups. The record is from RefSeq and is a predicted model, not a curated record.
UUAUCAAGGCAGAAAAGAAAUGAGUAACUGGUAGAUCCUUAAAACUGCGGGAAAUGGCGAAGAGGCGGUAGGAGAAAGAUAAAUGGCUAUGACAUUUCUUGUCUUUUGUAUUUUUCUAAAAAUAGAGUUGGUCAAUGAGGACAAAGGUCACACGAUUUAGGUCAUUUUCUGGAACCUCACGCGCAGCACAAAGAAUAGUCGCCUUAAGUUGGUCGUCCUCCCUGCCCUAGCAAUCAACAAUGCAAGAUGUUAUCAAUGUUAUCGAUCUGAAUAGGAAAAUUAAAAAACACACAUAAACAAUGAGCUAGCCAUUUGAACGUAGUUAUAAACUGCUUAGCCUCCACUGUAAACAAGAGGCGUGGAGGCAAUUAAAACAUAGCACGGGUUGAAUUUAGUUUAAGCCUUUCGGUUGUUCAAACACCCGAAGGAAAGUACUCGCGAUGUGUACACAUUUCAUAAGUGUACUUUCAUUGACUAUGGCCACUGGCUAGCACAACUUGCUGUCUCACAUUGUGAAGAAUGAUUCCGCUCAGGGAGAUGAAAGGGACUCCGGUGAUCGCUGGCAAUACUGUUGCCUUGGUUCUUGUUUUCGGUUUUUUCCAUGUCAGUGACAGCCUGCCCGUGAAGGACGAUUUCAAUAGAACAGAAUGGCCCUACAUCCCACCAUUUCAUUAUGAUGUAAUCGACCCGUUUGCUGAAUAUAGAAGACUAAAGAUGCUCAAAGCUUUUCUGGUCGGUACAAAAGAAGAGCCUAGCUAUUCUUCCAGACUGAAGAGUUCCAUGGACCAGAUCUACAGUCUCAGCUACAACGUCUCCCUACUGUGUCGGCAGCAUUUCAAGAUCAUCUCUGAGGACACUGGUCACGACCUGUUCAAUAAAUUUUUUACCUCCAACGGGAAACAGGCCAAUGAAAUGAUCUUUAACAAUAAAUUAUUCAUGGGCAACUUUGAACAGUGCGAAAAAAUCGAUACAAAUGUGAACGGAAGUGAACCCGUCAGGGGGCGCUACACGCAUUUUUCACUCUCCCUUAGAGUCCACCCUAAAAUUGAUUCUACACUUUCGAUUCUCUGGUACAUCUGCUUGCCUCGUUCUUGUACUGUGGAAGAUUCCAGGAGCGUAGCCAAGACGUUUCAGAAUCACUUUCAACUGGACAGUGUUCGAAGUGAAAUGUUUGAACAGUGGGAUUCAGCAGAAGACAAUUGGUAUCACCUGGCAGUAACACUUCUUGUGUGCCUUGCUGUCGUCUGCUUCAUUGCGACAGCUGUAGAUUCAAUAGGUGUGCUCCGACGGAAGGUGAACACUAUCUGUAACUCGCAUGAUUUACCCAGGAGUAAACAAGCGAUAGCCUGUCACAUUCUGAUGUCCUUCUCACUAAGACGUAGUGUCCAUAAGACGUUCGAGGCAGACGACUCUGAAGAAUGUAUUUCUUGUCUGCAUGGUCUCAGGGUCAUCAGCUUGAUUUGGGUCUUCGCAGGCAGCGUCUUCUACAUUGUACCCACGAUAAAUAAUCCACAAAGAAGAUACUUCAUCAUUACAUCAAGGAUAACCAACAUCGUUUAUAGCCCUUUCCCUGUGGAUACUUUCUUCUUCAUUAGUGGUUGUCUGGUGGCCUAUAAUUUCUUGAAUCGUAUGAAAAACUUGAGAAAUCUGGAACGCUAUCAGAUGAUAAAGUACUACACGCACCGAUUUCUCAGGCUAACUCCACUCUUCACUCUUGUGAUGGUGAUCUACACUGGGAUAACUCCCUAUUUGGAGCACGGCCCUUUCGUUCGUCAAGAUUCCAAUCGUCACUAUGAGUGUAGACUCCACUGGUGGCGCAAUUUGUUCUACAUCAGCAACCUGUUUGACUGGAGUUCUCUUUGCAUGCCUUGGAGCUGGUAUCUACAAGCUGAUAUGCAGUUUUACGCUCUGGCCCCACUUUUUAUUGUCCCAGUAUUCUAUGGCUUCCGGAGGGUCGGUGUCUCAGUGAUUAUCAUGAUGGUGUUGUGUCAUAUCCUGAGUACUGCAGUUAUUCUCAAGUCUUAUGAAGACUGGCAUUUACAGUCUCAUGACCAGUAUUUGACACACAUAUAUAUUAAACCAUGGACGCGUGUAGGACCCUACGCUUUUGGUCUUCUGUUGGGCUAUCUUCUAUCCGACUGGGGAAAAGAUAUCAAGAUAAGCAAGCUCCAGGUCCGGACUGGAUGGCUUAUAGCAACACUUUCAUUCAUGUUGAUGUUGUCUGUACGGGAUAAUGUAUUAGCUGAGAUGUUCGGAGUACAGCCCUUCCUUAAGUUGAGGAAAAUUAGCAGCUACACGGUUUUGAAGAGUUCGCUGUGGUCUGUUACUCUUGGCUGGAUUGUGUUCGCUUGCUUCUCUGGCAAUGGAGGUGUGGUCAAUUCCUUUUUGACCUGGGAAGCUUGGGCCCCACUGUCCAAGCUGUCGUACGGAGCCUAUUUGUGUCACGCCCUGGUAAUACUUUACAUCAACCACAACCUGUAUUAUGAGGAACAGUUUACGUACACUUAUGCAGUACAAAAAACGAUCUUCGUGACAGUCUAUGCCAACUUUCUGUCAUUGGUUCUCACACUGAUGAUAGAUACCCCUAUCAGAAACCUGGUGAGACCCUUCACGAGGUUGUCUCCGACCCAUCGAUACCAGAAAGUGCACAGCGAGUCGCAAGAAGACACAUUACUCACUAGCUACGUGACCCAAGAAGAGUUCCCUAGCUUUGAGACACAAGUUGAGACAAAGCCAUGAUCUUAUCCAAUCUCUUUCAUGUGUUUUUUUUUUGCUCAUAGUAAAGACAUUAAGUAUUAAUAAUAAUCAUAAAUAAAUGUAUAUAGAGUAACAAAUGUUGGCUAAAGACGCCAUGACAAGAUAAUAAAUAUA